AUGAGCAAGGGGCUGGAGCUCCUCUGGGAGCCAUGUGCUUUACCAAUCGCUCAGUUAAGAUGGCUUGUUAUUGCAGUUGGUCUAGUUCGAGCAUACCUGGCUAAAGGUAGCUACCAUAGCCUUUACUAUUCAAUAGAAAAGCCCCUGAAAUUCUUCCAAACUGGAGCUUUGCUUGAGAUUCUGCACUGUGCAUUUGGCAUUGUUCCCUCUUCUGUUGUUCUGACUGCUUUCCAAGUGAUGUCAAGGGUUUUCCUGACGUGGGCAGUAACGCAUAGUGUAAAAGAGGUACAAACUGAAGAUAGUGUCCUGUUGUUUGUGGUGGCCUGGACAAUCACUGAGAUAAUCCGUUAUUCUUUUUAUACGUUUAGCUUGUUAAACCAUCUCCCUUAUCUCAUCAAAUGGGCCAGGUACACUUUGUUUAUAGUAUUGUAUCCAAUGGGAGUCUCAGGCGAAUUACUCACAAUAUAUGCUGCAUUACCCUUCGUCAGGCAGUCCGGCUUGUAUUCCAUUAGUUUACCUAACAAGUACAAUUUUUCUUUUGACUACUAUACAUUCCUGAUCCUGGUUAUGAUCUCUUACAUUCCAAUCUUUCCUCAGCUGUAUUUUCAUAUGCUACAUCAGAGGCGAAAGGUACUCUCCCACACUGAAGAACACAAGAAGUCGGAGUAAUUCCAACUCUUUUUCAGAACUUUUCAAACAUCAAAAUGCUGCAGAUUUUCAAUACCCAGCACGUUUAUAAAGAAUGUACCAGGAUAAAAUAAGUCAGAGGUAAAAGACCAAUAAUUUAGCAAGAAUAACCAAUAAAUCUGAUUUCACUGAAAUUCCACAAUGUAAAACAUUGAAAUAAUUUUCAGCUUGCAGUGCUUCAGAAAACUUUUAAACUUUAUAUGGCUUGGCAGUUAGCCUUUUCCUUUUCCUUGAAUGAUGUGCUAAAUGGUUUUCAUUUAUUACUAAAUGCCUGAAGGUUGCAGAAUGAGUGAUGAAGUUGUACCCACUAAAUGCUUGAAUUGGGAUUAUAUUACUGAUACCUCUUUUUUUUAAAUGCUUGACUGCAUGCCAGAAACUGUAUGUGUUGCUGUGAAAGCAAACAAUAUGCUCUGGAAUACUUUAGGAUUUUGUCAGAGGCUCCAGUGGACAGUGUAAUCCGGGCAGUGUUUGAAUUUAGAAAGGUAGGUCGUGGAUUUAAAAGGUGAUGGGAACAAGAACAGGAAACCAAGUAUGGGAAAUGAGGAGAAUGUGGUUCUUUAGGAAUUUAAACAGUAGGGUGUCUGACCAGAGCGUGUUCUCUGAAGAUAUUGCUUAAGCUGAUUACUCAAAUGCUAAUGUUAAUUCAGAGGCUAUAAUGCUUAUCUGAAACAUUAAAACUCCUCUAAGUACUGCAUCCCUGGAUACUUUUUUUUAAAUAUU
Molecule: messenger RNA, 1407 nt
Organism: Nipponia nippon (crested ibis)
Lineage: Eukaryota; Metazoa; Chordata; Aves; Pelecaniformes; Threskiornithidae
Source: RefSeq, a predicted model, not a curated record